Messenger RNA from Lethenteron reissneri (Far Eastern brook lamprey), 3502 nucleotides. RefSeq names its product zinc-binding protein A33-like. The record is from RefSeq and is a predicted model, not a curated record. Gene Ontology annotation, molecular function: protein binding; zinc ion binding. NCBI's taxonomy places the organism in Eukaryota, Metazoa, Chordata, Hyperoartia, Petromyzontiformes, Petromyzontidae.
AUGUGCCAGGAGCACAGAAAGGAGCAACUCAAUUUCUAUUGUGAACAAGACGGGAGCCUGGCCUGCACAGUCUGCACCAUUGCAGGAGACCACUCCGGACACAAGGUCAUCGCAGUGGAGACAGCACAACAGACAAAACAGGAAAUUAUCUGCCUGGAGAAGACAAAGAGAGAGAAGAACAAGGAGAAGGUGGCAUCAUGGACACAGCAGCUCAGGGGCACCUAUGCACGUACGCAGGAAUCUCUGCGUGGGACCAAGGAGCGGAUCCGCCGAGAGUUUGAGCGCAGGAGGGAGAAGUUGAGGGAGGAGGAGAGGGAGGCGCUGGAGCGCGUGGACGAGGAGGGCCGCUCCGUGCUGUCCCGGAUCCAGGCGGACAUCGCUCGCUACGAGAACAGAGCACGGGACCUGGAUCAGGAAAUCACCGAGCUACUCUCCGCAAUCAAUGUGCAGGACCCACUUUCCUUCCUCCAGCAUCCCAUGCAUGAGAAGCUCAGGAGCUCGGUUUCUGAAGAGACUCAGGAUGAUUCUGGUCCAGUCUCUUGUCACCUGGACUUGGCAAAGGUCAUCUCAGUUGGAGGCAUCAAAACGAAUCUCCUGGCUGUUUUGUAUGGACACGCACCAACUCUGGAUAUAAACUCAGUCAAUAACGAUGUCCAGGUAUCCUCGGAUCUCAGGACGGUCACGUGGACCAAUGUCUCCCAGGCGCGUCCCCAUCACCCACACCGGUUUGAUUCAUGGCCACAAGCCCUGUGCUCUGAGAGCUUCUCAUCGGGCCAGCACUACUGGGAGGUGGAUGUGGGGGGCUCGGGGUCUUGGCGGGUUGGAGUCGCCUACGAGACGACCCCACGGAAAGGGAGUAGUGAAGCCUGCUCCCUGGGAGGGAACAAAGAGUCUUGGAGUUUAAGAAAAAAUAACAACAGAUACUCAAUGCGCCAUGGAGGGGGAGGGACCUCACUGUUGGUGCCGGAGCCUCCCCAGAGAGUUGGGGUUCAUCUGGACUGGGACGCAGGGCUCCUGUCGUUUUACAGCGCCGACUCCAUGGCUCUGUUACACUCGUUUCACCAAAACUUUGCUCAGUCUAUCUAUCCUGGGCUGGCAGUUUGGGGUAAGGAUGGUAACGCAGUGACAAUUGUGGAUCUGAGCCAUGUGUCUUGACCGAGAGGAAUGUGGAUGUGGAAACUAUAAAAACCAGGACCGGUAUAAACCCUAUGAAUAAUCGCAGCCUUAGUUUACAGCUCAGGGAUAAAAACAGGCAGUGACCGUAACGACAAAUGGGUUUGACCUGAAUGCCCCUUUCACUUUUGAUUGCUGUAACAAAUUAAGUUGCUUUUGUAUUGGUAUCUGAUGUUUCUGUCUUUGUUUCUUGGGAAUCAAUUUGUUUCUUGGGUUUAUUGUGAUUAAAAUAAAUAUUGUCGUAAAAUCUUAGUCUUAGUCUGUUCCUGCUAUUGGUGUCAUCAUCCAUUUAUUAAUCUGAAUUCUCAAGUAUAGUAAGUGGAUGGUGUCAGCCCGAUCACUAAUCACUUAAUUGGGCUAAAUUCACUGACACUUUACUCAUGGUAUUGAGUGACAUUAAUUAACUUAUAAAAUGUCUGCCCUGAUACUCAUACUCUUAGUUCUUUCGGUAAAGUCACGUAGGUAAAAAAUGAAAUUAAAAUUAAUAAAAAGAAAACAAUAAAAAUCACGACGUUUCGGAGGCAACACAAGCUUCCGUCUUCAGGUGAAACCGUCACAGCAAAAUAUCUGUACCUUAUAUAGUGGUUAAGGGGGGAGGAGCCAGGAAGGGCAGCGGGGGAGGAGGAGUUGUGAAGUGGUCAAUUACUGCUUUUGUUAUACUGCUGGGUGGGUAAAUGAAUUAGAUACGAUUAAGCCGCUCAUUGUUAUGCUGUUUGUGCGCAAGUCACUGUGGGAUGAAUGGACUCGUGGUCAGGGACGUGUUGCGCAAGUAACUGUGGAUGUACAUAAUAGAAAAGAAGCGGAAAUGCCCAUGUUUAUACCAGUGUUGGCUGACAAUAAAGAGUACUGUUAAACGUUAGGGAUGUUAACACUCGGUGAAGUAAAAUAGUUCCUGUCAGAUAAGAUGGUCCAAAAGUGUGUAAUUAAAUCUUUUUUGCAUGGUUGAUAACAUCUUUCCAAUGAUUACUAAGUUUGUACCCAUCAUCACGGUUGAAAUUAUGUCUGUGUUUGUAUAUCUGAAUGGCUUCGUGUACAAACCUUUGAUGGUAGCCAGAAGGCUUGCAGAGCACCUUAGUCUCGGAGAAAACAAUCUCAUGAGAGCCCACCGAGUUGUAGCAAUAAUCGGCAACGGCGGACGACUCAAUUUUGCCGUGUUUCAAAUCUGACUUGUGCUCGCGGACACGAUCAGAGACAUGACGUUUCGUUUCCCCAAUGUAACAGUCACCACAGCUGCAACUCAAUUUAUAGACUCCAGGGUAUUGCAAGUCAGGGAUGACAUCCUUCACAGAUGGAAUUAGAUCACGGAGUUUAUGUACUGUACUGAAUCGGACUUGGAUCUUAUGUUUGUUUAGAAUUUUGGAGAUCUUUUUGGUCACGCCUGCUAUGUAUGGUAACGUGACAGUUUUGAUCGGAGUUUCAAGUGGCUGUUUCUGUAUGGUGGGAGAAACAGCUUGGCGGAUGGUGCGUUCAGAGUAUCCGUUCAUCCUGAGGGCCCGAUGUACAUGUCUCAAUUCACUGGCCAGGUGGUGUUGGUCAGAAAUGCCAUGAGCUCUGUGGUAUAGCGUUUUGAUGAGAGAAUUCUUUUGAGAUGGGUGGUGGUGAGAAUCCGGUUUCAAGUAGGAAUCUGUGUGGGUGGCUUUCCUGUAAACAGAAUGUCCCAAGGAUCCGUCAGGUCUCCUCUCAAACAGAAUAUCUAAGAAUGGUAGUUUGCCAUCUUUCUCCACUUCCAUGGUGAAUCUGAUGGAUGGAUGUCUGGAAUUGAUGUGGUCCAAGAAGUGGUUCAAUGCUGGGAGGCCAUCUGCUCUGACUAAGGAUUAAGAGGUAAAAUGACAUUUCCUUAUGGAUAUAUUUUCAUGACAAUAUCCAAUUCAGCGUGGAUUUGUUGAGCAUCUAAAUGUGUACGCAUCUGUGCAGAAACAGCCGACAUUUGUAUACAACGAGCAGGCUUAUGUGAAGAAGACAAGGAAGAUAUUGAGCCCUUGACUUGGAUUUUGGUAGGGAGUCAAUUGUAUGGAUGCAUGGGAAUGAGGGCAGCAGAGGAUAAUGACGCUCAGCAAAUUUGGAAUCUAACUGCGGGGGUAAAAAAAAAGAGUGUAAUCAUAUAUAAUAUUAAUAUUUUCAAUGAAAUGAAAAUAAUAUGUUUGUAUUUUACAGUUUUUAAAAUGCAUUCAAGAAUAAAGUGGCAAUCUCGCGUCUUCAGUUUUCACUAAACUGUUGAUAAUCCUGACUUAGUUGGUUGUCUGAAAAAAAAUGUUACUUAAAGGACCCAGUCAACAGACCUAGAAGUCAAGCAGGUUUGAGGCCAGUCAGUACUUAGAUGAGUGGCCAC